Molecule: messenger RNA, 742 nt
Organism: Macroventuria anomochaeta
Lineage: Eukaryota; Fungi; Ascomycota; Dothideomycetes; Pleosporales; Didymellaceae
Exons: 1
Coding region: 119-535 (138 amino acids)
Source: RefSeq, a predicted model, not a curated record
UGAGACGACGUUGUGGUAGUCAACAGUGAUGACUGAGCAUGUCCCCUGAAUAUAUGUCUCCUUAUAUAUGCACUGAUUGCCUGCUGUAGUGUGCACAAUACAUCAGAUUCGCGCGCAGAUGAGGCCGUUCGCCAGGUUUUUGCUGCUGCGUGCUCCUGCCUUGUUCACCAAACGACGCUGUCUCUUGCCCUCAAACCAAGUUCCAAUCUCAACAAUACACAAGCCAACAAAUCGCACACCACUCGAGCCCUGGCUGCGUUCGUACCGACGACCCUCGAUUGUUUCUCGAUGCCUUGAGCUACACCAUGCUGGGUCCAGCCCUCCAGACGUGCCUGCCCAUCUGCAACCGCAAUUGCUUGAAUCGUUGCCGAUCAGGCUGCACCGAAGAGCUCCUACCUUGCUCGAAAAUUCUCGACGAUUCACAGCCUCUAGCAUACGUCCAACACCAGCGCACUCAACCGCUCGUCCGAUGAUCCUCCAAGAGCAGUUGCGUUUUCGAUCCGGCUAUACCUCUUGCCAUUCCUUCGAGGUGUGACCCAGAUCCUCGACCUCCACUUCAACUGCCAUCCUGGCUUUCACGAACAUCGCAGAACCGAAAUCCGACAGCAAUACCCCCAAAGAGUCUUCAGCCCUACGAUGGGGUUUCCAACGGCGGCCGGUGUGAGCUUCCUAAUGCUACGACAGCUACGAGUUUGCGAGACCUCGGCCGUAAUCAGACCGGUGAACCUUGAGAACUGCUGUA